Messenger RNA from Acytostelium subglobosum LB1, 1122 nucleotides. RefSeq lists its product as hypothetical. NCBI's taxonomy places the organism in Eukaryota, Evosea, Eumycetozoa, Acytosteliales, Acytosteliaceae. The annotation marks the transcript as partial. Gene Ontology annotation, molecular function: membrane insertase activity. The transcript has 2 exons. Gene Ontology annotation, biological process: protein insertion into mitochondrial inner membrane from matrix; mitochondrial respiratory chain complex IV assembly. The record is from RefSeq and is a predicted model, not a curated record. Gene Ontology annotation, cellular component: mitochondrial inner membrane.
UCACAAACGAUUGAUAUGGGACAGUUGACAAGUGGACUGCCUCAAGACCCUUCACUCAUCGAGAUCACUGGCCUGCCGACAUUCAUCGAGGUCUGCCUGCAUCAUUUGCACUCUGCAACGGGCUUAUCAUGGCUCAUCAUUGUGCCCACCUUCACAUUGUUGGUGCGUGCUGCACUGUUUCCAUUUGCCAUCAAGCAUCGUAACAAUGCCCAGAGGCUAAUGGAGAUCAGACCUCAACUCGACAAGUUCAAACAGAUCGCAGCGGAUAAUAGAGCGAGAGGUGUGUCCAACUAUGAGAACUCAGACAACAUCACCAAGUUGCUCAAGGAGAAGAAGUGCCAUCCUGCACUCACAUACCUUCUGCCCUUGGUCAACCUACCCUUCUUCGUAUCCAGUUAUAUGGCGAUGCGUGAGAUGGCCGAGACAUUCCCAUCACUUACAACUGGUGGCGCACUAUGGUUCACUGAUCUGAGCGCAGCUGACCCGACAUACAUCCUGCCCGUCAUAUCCAGCGCAUUCUACUUGCUAAUCAAUCAAAUGUCUCUUGCACGAACAGACAUACUCUUCUUCAAGAUCAUCAGUUGGUUCGCCAGGAUCAUGGCUGUCAUGAUCAUCCCUCUCAGUUACACAAUCCCAUCAGUCGUGUACUUCUAUUGGAUACCCUCAUGUAUAUUCUCCAUCUUCCAGUUGUACGCAUUCCGUUCAAAGGCCAUAUGUGAUGCGCUUGGAAUGAAGGCUGUGAAUGAUGGCCAACCCCUCCUUUCAUUGCCAUCAUUCCUCGGUGGUAACAAGGAUACAACAGCCUCGGCUCAGGACGCACCUGCCCCACCCAACACCAUAACCAGUACGGUCAACAACACUACAGCACCAAAGGGUAGCAAUAGCAGCAACAUUACCAACCCGCCAAAGAGGAGGAACARGGAUAUAAACUGGAAGGGGAGAGGCAUCGAUGCCUUGUUUGGUUACAGUUUAUUCUUCUUGUUGGAUAUGUGUAUCGUUCGGAAGAAGGCCCGAGGAGGCGAGGGCUCGGGGGAGGACUGGGGUGAGGAGCUUGGUGAGGAGCUGGGCGAGCUGGAGAUCGACACGGACGUCGACCCUUCAUCCUCUUCAAAGUCGAAUUCG